Physeter macrocephalus (sperm whale) is the source of this 2274-nucleotide messenger RNA. RefSeq names its product G protein subunit alpha 15 (gene GNA15). The record is from RefSeq and is a predicted model, not a curated record. Gene Ontology annotation, molecular function: GTPase activity; G protein-coupled receptor binding; G-protein beta/gamma-subunit complex binding. The coding region runs from base 390 to 1508 and encodes 372 amino acids. The transcript has 7 exons. Lineage: Eukaryota; Metazoa; Chordata; Mammalia; Artiodactyla; Physeteridae. Gene Ontology annotation, cellular component: heterotrimeric G-protein complex. Gene Ontology annotation, biological process: adenylate cyclase-modulating G protein-coupled receptor signaling pathway; phospholipase C-activating dopamine receptor signaling pathway; action potential.
AGGCCCAGCGCAGACCCAGACUGCAGACGGCUGGGCCUUUCCUCCCCGCCCCGCCCUCCCCCGGGGCGCCCACCUCACCUCUCGCUCUACUGCCGUCAACCUGUCGGGCCGGGCCGGGCAGGUCUGGGGGGUGGGCGGGGAGCCCUAAGCGGGCAUCUCCUUUCCUCCUCCUCCACCCCUGACCCGGCGCGCAGGCCUCGCCGAGCUGGGCCGCCGGGUGCCCAAGGCCGGGAAGCCGGGGGUCCCUUGGGGGGGCGACCCCCACGACGAGGGAGGCUCUUGCCGCCGGCUGUCAGAAGCCCUCCCCGGAGCGGCCGGCCGGGGUGCCUCCCGGGGGGAGGGGGAGGGGGGCGGGGGCGAUGCUGCCUGGUGCCCGCUGAGGCCCCACCAUGGCCCGCUCGCUGACCUGGCGCUGCUGCCCCUGGUGCCUGACCGAGGACGAGAAGUCGGCGGCCCGGAUCGACCAGGAAAUCAACAAGAUCCUCCUGCAGCAGGAGAAGCGGGACCGAGGGGAGCUGAAGCUGCUGCUGCUUGGCCCCGGUGAGAGCGGGAAGAGCACGUUCAUCAAGCAGAUGCGUAUCAUCCACGGGGCGGGCUACUCGGAGGAGGAGCGCAAGAGCUUCCGGACCCUGGUCUACCAGAACAUCUUCGUGUCCAUGCGGACCAUGAUUGAGGCUAUGGAACGGCUGCAGAUCCCCUUCAGCUGGCCCGAGAGCAAGCACCGAGCCAACCUGAUCAUGAGCCAGGACCCCUACAAGGUGACCACCUUCGAGAAGCACUACGCCGUGGCCAUGCAGUGGUUGUGGAGGGACUCCGGCAUCCGCGCCUGCUACGAGCGCCGGCGCGAUUUCCACCUACUCGACUCGGCAGUGUACUACCUGUCAAAUCUGGACCGCAUCAUGGAGGAGGGCUACAUCCCUACCGCGCAGGACGUGCUCCGCAGCCGCAUGCCCACCACCGGCAUCAACGAGUACUGCUUCUCCGUGCAGAAAACCAACCUGCGGAUCGUGGACGUCGGGGGCCAGAAGUCAGAACGCAAGAAGUGGAUCCACUGCUUCGAGAAUGUGAUCGCCCUCAUCUACCUGGCCUCGCUGAGUGAAUAUGACCAGUGUCUGGAGGAAAACAACCAAGAGAAUCGAAUGAAGGAGAGCCUGGCCCUGUUUGGCACCAUCCUGGAACUGCCCUGGUUCAAAAGCACUUCUGUUAUCCUCUUCCUCAACAAAACCGACAUCCUGGAGGAGAAGAUCCCCACCUCCCACCUGGCUACCUACUUCCCCAGUUUCCGGGGCCCGAAGCAGGACACGGAGGCAGCCAAGAAGUUCAUCCUGCACAUGUACACUGGCAUGUAUACCAGCUGCGUGGACGGGGCAGACGGGAGCAGGAAGGGCUCGCGCCGCCUCUUCAGCCACUACACGUGUGCUACGGACACACAGAACAUCCGCAAGGUCUUCAAGGACGUGCAGGACUCAGUCCUAGCCCGCUACCUGGACGAGAUCAACCUGCUGUGACCUAGGCCCAACGCUCCGGACUCAGACCCGCGCGUGGCAGGCGGGACCUGCGGGCGGUGGGUGCGGGGUGGGCUGGCGCUCAGCGAACCCAGGUACUCCUUGUCGCUCCAGCCCCAGGCCCAGGUGGCAGAAGGGCCACGAGUGAGCCGGGGUGGAAGGCCGAUCGGCGCCUCGUCCUUUCUCCGCCCCUCAGCAGGACAGCCUCUGUCUUCCUUUCCUCGACUCACUGUAUCUCCUUGGAAAGGGAGCACAAUGGCCUUUUGGGAAGCCGGGGUGCAGGAAAAGGUGAAAAGAGCACGGGAUCCAGGACUUGGGUGGAUGGGGUUCUCUCAGGACCCCCACCUCCAGGAAUGUCCCCCCUUGGGCAGGGGUCUGGGACCCUUUUGGGGGUGAUGCACCAGCCCCGGGACAGGGGAAUGGUCCUUCAUGCCGAGGGACGUGGACUCUGGCGCCCCCUAGCGGAAAGGAGCCGCAUCCCAGCCUGAGGUCUGCGUAGCUCAGGGACUUGCGUUUUCUUACGAGAAAGAGACGCCCGGAAAACGCCGCCGUUUCAGAGCCUCGUGGCUCGAACGAAGUGUGUCCUGACCCAGUUUUCAGAUGAAGGAAACCGAGGUCUACAGGCAUCCCCCGCCCCGCUUCCUUACCAGGCUGGGGGCCGGGCGUGCUGCAUCUUACAACCUUCUGUAUUUAUUCCCUCACUUUCUGCGGGGCCCCUUGAAGGGUGGACAUUAAAGAAAUUACAUUCUGGAGACCUUUGAUUUCUUAG